This is a messenger RNA of Notodromas monacha, 2256 nucleotides long. Lineage: Eukaryota; Metazoa; Arthropoda; Ostracoda; Podocopida; Cyprididae. The record is from the annotation of a GenBank genome assembly.
AUGCCAGACCCCGACGUCGCGAUCGAAUCCGAUGGAGUAAAAGGGGAGAGAAAUAAUGCGUUUGGAUUUUCCUUUGCAGACGAUGACGAAUGCUCACGACACCCUGGGAUCUGCGGCAAUGGCUCAUGUACGAACGUUGUCGGGGGUUUUCAAUGUUCCUGCGCACCGGGAUUUGCUCCUGGUUUGGAUGGAAGAUGCAAAGAUGUGGACGAAUGUGCUGAGCAACUGCACAACUGCGCCUUUAGGUGCUUGAACAACGAGGGUUCCUACAGGUGUAUUUGUCCGUACGGCUAUAGCCUCGCACCGGACGGUCGACACUGUCGAGCUUGGGCUUGUGUCCUAGAUGUGGACGAAUGUGCAGCCAGGACCAGCAAUUGCCGUCCACCGAUGCAGUGCAAAAAUCUGAUCGGAGGAUUCACGUGCGUAUGCGCGGAUGGGUACGAAGAAUCCCCGCCGGGUUCGAAAAUUUGCCAAGACAUCGACGAGUGCCGCGUGAAUCCCGAGGCGUGUAGCAACGGAGACUGCAUCAACACCGCCGGCAGUUUUGCCUGCAAUUGCGAUGAAGGGUUCCGAUCAGCAUCCAAAAAUAGAACCGACUGCGAAGAAGAUCACCGAACGGGAUAUUGCUACCAGGGUGUCAAUCGCGGACAUUGUUUGCCGGAUGCUCGCAGUAAAAUCAAGGUGAGCAAAGCAGGUUGUUGCUGCUCAAUGGGCCGGGCCUGGGGCCCUCAUUGCGAGCCGUGCCCAGCGCCGCGGUCGCGUCAAUACCUUCGUUUGUGUCUGGAAACCGGCUACUUGGGGAACGGAACAGCCAUUCCUGCUGGAAAGAAUGAGUGCGUAAUGGUCUGCUUCCGCCGUUUCUCGGAUCCGCCAGACAUUGACGAAUGCGCCACCAUCCCGGAAUUGUGCAAAAACGGCCGAUGCAUCAAUUCGAUGGGCUCUUACAAAUGCGCCUGCGAUCGCGGCUACGAACGCGAUGCUCAUCAGACCAGAUGCAUAGAUGUCAACGAAUGUAACUUGGAGCCGAAGGUCUGCGAAGAAGGAUGCCGAAAUACUCCGGGUUCGUUUGAGUGCACUUGUCCCCCUGGAUUCACGUUAAGCGUCGACAGUCGUCGCUGUGCCGAUGUGGAUGAAUGUGCAAAAAAUCUGCACACUUGUUCCCACUCGUGUGUCAAUACUCAGGGAUCGUACAAGUGUUCUUGCCCUCCUGGAUACUCCGAAACUGGCAAUGACCAGUGCACGGAUAUCAACGAGUGCGCGGAGCAGCCGGAACUUUGCCAGCCGCACGGGGUUUGUCGCAACACGGCCGGAAGCUUCAAAUGCGUCUGCCCGCGAGGUUAUCAGCUCGACCAUCAGGGCAUCUCAUGCAUCGAUGUUAAUGAAUGCGAGGAUGAUGCUAAAUGCGAUUAUGGCUGCCAGCCAUACCCAGCUGGCACCAUACGUGUACUGUACUCCGCCAUUCCACAUUGUUGCCAACUUAAAAAUACGGAGAGUAAUGGGACUUGGAACCGCGAAACAAGCGUUCAUCCGUCUUCCCCGCGUGUUUUUCUUUUGCCGCAGAAUCUCCUGGGCACGUAUGCCUGCACUUGCAUUGAUGGGCUCGUGCCACACAACUACUGGAAAAAAUCCUGCGUCAGCCCUGACGAAUGCGUGGGUGACCCGUGCGGAUCUGCUCUUUGCCAGAACUCGGGCCUGGGCUAUAAAUGCAUGUGCCCGGCGGGAUACGACUUCGACAGCGUACAAUUAAUUUGUGUUCCGGCACCGUCGGGAUGUGCAGCGUCAAUUUGCGCAUUCACCUGCAGGCCCGCGGGGAACGCUUAUUCGUGCGGAUGCCCUCCGGGAUAUCAGACAAUAGGCCAAGGACAUUGUCUGCAGACAGUUGGAUCGCCGUCGCAGAAAAAUUUCCCGAGUCGCUUCGACUACGGUCAUCUGUCUUACGGGGAAUACUUGGAGCCCCCUUCGAACGAGAACCUGCAAGGUGAGCCCUUGAACGUUGUUGCCGAUGGUGGAGUCGCGGAUUCCGGAUCCGAUAUGCUUUCGGAUUUAUCCCUGAAUCCCGUCGGGAAGUGGCCUACGGAUCAUAGAUUAUGCAGGCACUUCGAGUGGUUGCUCCUCCUAUCGGCACUCGGCGAAACAAUCUCCCGCUCUUUUUCCGAUCUCAUCAAAAAUUCGAGUGAGCUCAUUUGCAGUGCUAACGAUUUCCUCCUCAAAAUCAAAUGUUCCCGACGGGAUUCCAAAUGCAAGGGCUCUGUCUAG